Molecule: messenger RNA, 4191 nt
Organism: Branchiostoma belcheri (Belcher's lancelet)
Lineage: Eukaryota; Metazoa; Chordata; Leptocardii; Amphioxiformes; Branchiostomatidae
Product: NLR family CARD domain-containing protein 4-like
Source: RefSeq, a predicted model, not a curated record
CUGACGUCAUCACACGGAAGUAACACGCAGGUCUGCCGAUCGUGAUCGGAGCACUUUUCGGGAAUAGUUUUCUACUUAGUAGACCCGAAACUUUCCAGACAGCUCAUCAAAGGCAAUACAAGUGAGGGUCAGCAUGGGACAAGGACAUUCUAAGACCGAGCCACAGGACCGGUCAGAGAGGCCGAGAAGCUUAAGACGAUGGUCAGUUCGCCACCACUUCGGGCGCCCUAGGACCUCACAUCCGGAAGCCGGUUCAACCGAGGGCACGCCAACUGCCGAAGGUGCCGUUGGCGGAAGUGACGUCACAUUGGACAACCCUGACCUUCAACAAACACAGAAAGAACAGAAAACCCAAAGUACGGAAACCUGUAAGGAAGAAGUCGACAAAGAGGAACCGGUGAUGACCUUGCAGCUCCGAGAUGAUGAAACUCCUGCUGGUGACCUUGAUGACAAGAUCAGUGAAGUUGUUCCGGACCAAGCAGCACUUCUCGUAGAUAAACAAGAAGAUACCAGCAUCAUGGCGUUUCGGACACAACAGGAAGGCAGCAACAACAGAACCUACAAUAUCGGUCCACAAUCGACAGUACACAUCUAUGAAGGGCCGACAACCGUGGAAGAAAGGGACGAGUUGAAUAAACCUUUCCCACUCGAAGAGUGUCAGAACGCGCUUAAAUUGCACUAUGAACAAGAAAUGGGCCAGUUGCAUCCAUUGGCUUGGAACGAAGAUUUCAUGAUGAAGACGGACGACAUUUUCACCGACGUGGAUCUUCUGCUACAGAGUCCCCACGGCGGAAAAGUUGACCGCAAACCCCUUCCUUCGGUGACAGAAGCUCUGGCGGCCAGAUCAGACUGCCUCCCCCGGCGAGUUUUAAUCGAAGGGCAGCCUGGCGUCGGUAAAACCACCACACUGUUCAAACUGGUUGUCGACUGGGCUAAAGGCAAUAACAAAGCCUUGUCAGGGUUCGAUCUCGUUUUCUGCGUAGCGCUAAGAAAAGUCGCGGAGUCCCAGUCGUUCUUUGACUGCAUCUUUGACCAGCUGUUGCCUGAAGAUUCGUCAUUCGAUGAAGACAGCCUUAAGCAGUAUCUACAAGCAAAUAAGAACGUUCUGAUUGUCCUCGAUGGCUACGAUGAAUGGGAGCCAACAGAAUCCCACGACAUCAGCAAAGUUCUGAGCGGUAAGCUAUUUCGUGACUGUUGUGUCAUCGUGUCCACCCGACCAUCGCGGACGUCUGACCUGCUGAAGGCAAUGCGUCCGGACACCCGCCUCGAGAUUAACGGUUUCCAUCCCGACAAUGUGAGCACUUACGUUCGCAAAUACUUCGGCGACAACGGCCCGAAAGCAAGGAGAUUACUUGAGAAACUCGAGAGCAACUUCCUCAGUACAGGGAUCACGUUAACGCCGAUGUUUCUGCUUCUCAUCUGCAUAUUGUGGGAGGAGAGGGAUGACUUACUACUGAGUGACCGCAUGUGCCCCUUGUACGAUCAACUCAUUCUCUACCUUAUCAAAAGGUUCUGUGUGAGAGAGAAUAUUCCCUUUGUUGAUGAAAAGUUGCCACCAAAUAUCAACGCAGCGGUUUUGUUCCUUGAAAAGCUUGCAUUCGACGGUUUGAUGCGUGGUAAGCUUGUAUUUGAAGAAGAUGAGGUUACUCAAGAAGGCAAAGAUGUCUCUACAACUCUGACCAAACUAGGUCUCCUGCACAAGCAACCCAGUCCUUCCAAGUUACGACCCUCGCCCCAGUACUCUUUCUCUCACAAAACAAUGCAAGAGUACUUCGCUGGGCGAUAUAUUGCAUCCUAUAUAACAGCUCAGAACGACUCGACUGGAAGAGCGUUAUUGGAGGGAAACUUUGACACCGUUCGUAAGGUGAGAGAGAUGGACAAUUUGCUCAUCUUUGCAUGUGGGAAGCUGGGAAGAAAGGCAGCCGUCAUCUUCCAAUACCUGGCUGACCUUCACCAGAAGGAUCUUAAACCUCUCCAGGACGCUUUCUACACCUUCUAUGACCGCGGAGUCCUGAAUAAGGACUGGAGGAGGAAUACAGAGGGGGACAGCCUUGCUAGUAGAGAAGAUUAUAUGAGCUUCCAUAUGACAGGUCUCUUUACUGACACCCCAGGCGUUCUCUUUGUCUACCAGACCUACCUGGAGACAACUCUGUUAUGUUACUACGAGUGGGGACAAAUGGAUGGGUUUAUUGACAGCUUUAUACGAAGAAGAGUCAUACAGUUCUCAAGUUCAAGCCCGCGCUUAUGUAGUGCUCUUGCACAACUGAUGAAAUGUGACAAACUCUCUCAGGUGCAGCAUGAUGUACCCUCUGGUGUGACAAAAACACCCGACAACGCUUCCAAAUCAGAAGAAGGACCCUCACAAGAACCUGACAUAACCCUUCGACUUGCGCAUACCAGAAGGUUCUGCCUUGGUCCCCUCCUAGAUACGUUGGGGGCUUGCUCAUCUAUCGUUGAGUUAAAUCUUCGACAGUCUUGUCUGGGCAUGUACGGUCCGACCCUCACUAAGCCAAGUCUUCAGCUAUCCCGGCAGCUUCCAAACUUAAAACGUCUGAGGAAGUUGGUUUUGUCCUGGAACGAUCUGCAGCCAGAGGAUGCUCGACUGAUCCUCCCUGCCCUGAAGUCUUUGAAGGUACUUGAGGAACUGUAUCUGUCGGGGAAUGACCUUUCCGGAACCAGUGACGUCUUCUGCAGCAUACUGCCGUUUCUGUCCGAACUGAAGAUUCUGAAGGUCUAUGAUUGUGGGAUGACAUCAGAGGAAAUUCACCACAUCGGUCGUGCCCUAAUGGAGCAUUGCAAAAAGAUGCGCCAGUUGGACUUUGACGAGAACCGCAUAGACUUUGGGGAAUGGCAAAAUAUUCUCAAGACUCUGACAUUCUCUACAGCUCGAGAGAUGGCAACAGAUCUAGAGCAAAGACAAGAAGAACAGAACUCCAACGGUAACCAAUCAGCACAAACACCUAUUACAGGCUUACGAUCUAGAGUUAGGAAAAUGCACCCGUCACUGUUUAAAAAGUUGGGCAUAUCAAAUUAAUGCAGCAUCCAUGUCAUAGCAGCAGUCCAUGAAAGAAAGAACCUUUCCAUUUUUCUAUAGCAAGGCUUACCUAAAGCAAGGAGGUUGAAGAGACAAUCUACAGUGAUUGCAGUACUGUAUAUGCUACCAGCAACCUCUAGCAGAAUACAAGCAAACUGCAUAUGCACUGCCAUAUAAUCCAAUAUUUCUAUGUAUACCGUUUGUCAUAUUUUGUUCCGAGAUCAUGCAUGUUGUCCGAGCCUGGAAGCGUUUUUCCUUACAGAUGUAGGACUAUUGGUACUGCCAAUAAAUGUGCCAUUGACAUAUCUGGGCACCAGUGGAAGUUAUAAGUAUGUGCAAGGUAGGUUUAAUUAUCAGUAGCUAGUCCACUGUGCAAUGAAGCUUAUCCAAAUAUGACUAUUUGUUCAGUUAUAAGAAACAUGAUAUUACAUAUAUUGUUUUCUCAUAACACCCCUUAUGAUGAGCCGGUUGAUGCGGGACAGUGAUAAAGUUAUCCAGAUAUUUCAACUUUGGUUACAAUGUUAAUGUUUUUCUACUGUCAGCAAUUGGUCUAUUAUCUAUACUUAAUCUUUAGAUUUUUAAAGGAAUUUCUUCAGCAUCCUGAGACUGCUAAUCUUUUAAUACCAUCUUUACUUGUUUGUAUACCUCAAAGUUCUCUAACUCCUCAUUAGCAUAACCCAUCCAUCAUAGGGUUAACAAAGCAGUUGACAGGGGCACCUGCCAGCUUAAACAGUCUAGUGGGGGAACCAGUGGGGGGCAAAACUGCUGGUCAUUCUGAUGACAUGGGCUGAGGCCAUAUCAAUGUCAUUCAUUGGUUAUUAUAUUUUUUGCAUGAUCAACAUAGAAUAAGAGAAUGGCUGGGAAGUUACCUCCAGAGAAGCUAACAAAAAUAGUUACAACGUUAUCAGUCUUUUAUUUUUAUUUUUCACACAUAGAUUGACAAUGUGCAAAUAUCACUAAUAUAUCUGGUAUGAAAAUUGUUGAUGUGAAGCUUGCUUGUCCAAAACUGCUCACUUUUGCAUGUAUUGUACACUACUGUAUUCAAAGUCUGAUUGAUAAUGAAGCAUAGUAUGAAUUGUGACAAUAUCUGGCUUGAUAUUCCUUGUUUGAGAUUUUAAUGAACCAUCCUUUGGUAACAACACAAACUGAAAUGAGUG